Messenger RNA from Aspergillus campestris IBT 28561, 1580 nucleotides. RefSeq lists its product as uncharacterized. The record is from RefSeq and is a predicted model, not a curated record. Bases 127 to 1380 code for a protein of 417 amino acids. The transcript has a single exon. NCBI's taxonomy places the organism in Eukaryota, Fungi, Ascomycota, Eurotiomycetes, Eurotiales, Aspergillaceae.
CGAAAACAGAACACUACUGUAUCACUUCAUUGCGUUAAGAUCUAUUCACUUCACAACUAAGAAAAUAGCCGGCAGGAUAUUACUAGGGCCAAUCUGAUUCAAAGGUUUCAAACGUAUCGAACAUAAAUGCAAAGUCCUUAUCCCUGGUUACCGCGGUCGGCUCCGCCGCCACCACCCAUCAUAUUACGCGCCCUAUUGCAAAUCUCCGUUAGCAUUUCAACGACCCAUCUGGCAUAUAUAAAGAAAAACUCACAUAUCAGCAAGGCUGGGGUCGUUCAUCAAUUGAGACAUGUCCGGCAUGCCGCCGCCACCGCGGAAGUUGUCGGCCAUCUGUCUCAGCUGAGGGUUGUUCAUGAGGUUGCCCAGCAUGUCGGGGUUGCUCAUGAGGUUCUGGGCCAUGCUCGCGAACAUGGGGUUGCUCAUGAUCGAGCUCAGAUCGGGCAUACCGCCGCCACCGCCGCCGCCGCCGCCGCCGCCUCCAAGCAUGCUGGCCAGCGAAGACAGGUCGGGCAUACCGCCGCCGCCGCCGCCGCCGCCGCGAGAGGCACCAGGAGCCUCGUCGACAGCAUCAGCAGGAGGCUCGCUGCCACUGCUGACCUCUGCGAUCUUUCUCUUCGUAGUCUCAAGGCCCCUCUUCAUGGCAUCACUGCCACCGUUACCCUCGGCUUCGAUACCCUUCUCGUAGGCCUCCUUGGCGCCGUUGAAAUCGGCAAUAUCAAACCGGGCGAGUCCCAGCCGGCUCCACGCCUUGGAGUACUUGGGAUCGACCGCAACGGCGAGCUCGGCAUCGUCAAUAGCCUGCUGGUGUUGUCCGGACGCGGAGUAGGCAGCAGCGCGGUUGGAGAGAUAAAUAGGGUUGGCGGGGGCGGCCUCCAGCGCCUUGGAGUAGCGCUCGAUAGCGGCGGGGUAGUCCUUGCGGGCCAUCGCGCUGUUUCCCUCGGACUUCAGCUUAUCGGAUUCGGGCGUCGGGGCGCCAGCCUGGGGCUUGGAGCUCUCUUGGGCCGGGCUGGGCUGAGACUGAGCACCACUGCUGGUGGAUGCCUCGCCGGAGGGCUUUCUCCUGAGCUUCUCAUAAACACUGUAGAUGCCCGUCAACGACUGGCCACCCACGGCAUCCUUGACCGCGGCCUCGUCGGACGGGUCGACCUUGAAGGUAUCGGCGAUGCACGACUGGGCGAUCUCGAUCGACUCCGCAUCGUCAGCAGUCAGGGUGCCGUCUUUCAGGCUGGAGCCCAGAAAGUCGAUGAUCGCAAGCGCCAGGCGCUUGUUGGAUUCUGUCGGGGCCUAAUUGAGAUACUGGUUAGAGAUGAUCAAACCAACCAUCAUACCGUAUACAGAGCAAGGAUCCCUUACCAUUCUCAAAUCGGAUAUCAGGGGUGAUGUGGAUGAGACAGGAGGACAGAUGAUGUCGCGGGGAAUUUGGGGCUGCGGGGACUUUCCAAUCGGUUCCAUAUCCAGAAAUCGUCGUAACUUUCAUGUACCGUAAGUUACGCUACUUACAGCUAGUCCCAAUCGGGUGUUUGCUCGGUUUGUUCGGCUUCUGGAGCUCCCGCGGCACGUGAUCAGCCCCCCCGUCUCUU